Messenger RNA from Metarhizium acridum CQMa 102, 786 nucleotides. Lineage: Eukaryota; Fungi; Ascomycota; Sordariomycetes; Hypocreales; Clavicipitaceae. The record is from RefSeq and is a predicted model, not a curated record.
AUGGGCAAGCUUGUGUUUGCCCCAGUCGACCUAGGGCGAAACGGCUUGCGAAUUUUGGACAGCGGAACAGCUGAUGGACGAUGGCUCAUCGAUCUUCGUGCGUACCUACGUUAUAAAGACAACGUCUUGAUAGGAACGGACUCAGUAGAGAGAAUGUUCCCGCCUACUCCGCCCGAAGGUAUUUCGUUCCAAGUUCAGCGAGUAGACAGCCCUUGGCCACAGAGCUGGCUGGGUAGCUUCGACUACGUACACCAGCGACUCGUCCUGCCUGGCUGCGAAUACUGCCCAGCGGCCACGGCUGUCAAGAACUUGUGCGAUCUUGUCAAGCCAGGAGGCUGGGUCGAGAUCCUGGAGCAAGACCAUAAUCCUCCAAACCCGGGUGCUUUUGAAAGGGCUGAGUCAAUGAUUCGUGAAAUUUUCACAGUCAAUGGCUUUGGCUAUGACUACCCGCUCCGGAUCAAAGAAUGGCUUGAAGAGGCCGGAAUGGAAGACGUGCACCAGGUCGUUAUUGACGUCCCGGUAGGGGCGCUGAAUCCCAAACCAGAGAUGGCUCAGAAAAGCACCUGGCAGAUUAGUUCUGCGCUGGCGGGUUUCCUGCCUAUGGCUCGCGGUCAGUGCCUAGCCCGAGUUCUCCCUUCUCUCGUAAAACUAACCAUAGGAUAUGUAGCUUUGCCUCUUUCUAUGCCCCGGGACCAAUUGGAGACUCUGCCCGAGCAUACUGCCGAGGAAAUGAAGCGCGUUGGUGGCAUUCAGAGAAUAUAUAUUGUAUACGGAAGAAAGCCUUAA